Pogona vitticeps (central bearded dragon) is the source of this 736-nucleotide messenger RNA. The record is from RefSeq and is a predicted model, not a curated record. NCBI's taxonomy places the organism in Eukaryota, Metazoa, Chordata, Lepidosauria, Squamata, Agamidae.
GCAGAACGGAACCAGAUGGCCUUCCUUGUGCAUCCUCAGCUCAUCAUCUUCCUGCUGGCGCUCCUGGCAUCCUGGCCCAAAGGCGCGGCAGCAGCAGAAGCUGCUGCUCUCCCAGUUCCAGAAGGACUUAUGUGGAAGCACAGCAAGCACGAUCCUAUGCCUGUCUACUCCAAAGUAAAUCCCACUGUUUUCAGUGAGGGUUAUACCCAGGCGCUGACAGACACAAGAAAGCGCGAGAAAGUCUUCGCUUUUCUCUCUGGGUUGGUGGACUGGGCAUCCCGCAUGAAUCAGGCACCCCUGUUGAGGCAGGAGAAGGUUGCGCCCAUGCCUCGAGAAGAAAGAGCCGCCUCUCUUCAGCCCUCCGUACGGGAAAAGGCACCCUGUAAGAAUUUCUUCUGGAAGACUUUCUCCUCUUGCUAACACGAAAUAGUUUCUUGGGAGUGCUCCAAGAACAGUCGGUGACUACCUUUUUCCUUUGGGAGAAAGCACUGUUGUGUAAUUAAAUUUCUCUUUCCCUUCUGUUGAUAUGUGUGCAUAAAAGGAACCAAAUCUAUAUAUACUCAUACCGAUUUCCUGACUUGUGCGUGGAUUUACCUGUAGGGCAUAUAUACUGGUGCCCCGUGUCUCUUUGUUAAGUCACAUAUAUAUACAUGUAUUUUAUUUACUAGGAAUGGAAGGUCUAAGAUUUAUGAGUUUCCAAUAAAUUACUCACAGCAGUGGGUUACAUAGCAUGUAA